AUGUCCAACGUCAACGAAAAACCUAACGAGAUCAAGGCGUCUGCUUUGGAGCUCAUCGGGAAUACGCCCAUCGUCGCAUUCGACAGGCUCUGGCCGGGACCGGGACGCAUCCUGGCAAAAUGUGAAUUUAUGAAUCCUGGAGCAUCAAUUAAGUGUCGAUCUUCUCUUCAUAUGAUACAGAAGGCUCGCGAAAGCGGAGAGUUAAAACCUGGCGCGCCUGUUUUAGAAGUUACAUCUGGAAAUCAGGGGUGUGGCCUCGCUGUAGUGUGUUCUGUUCUCGAACAUCCCUUGACUGUUACUAUGUCUCAAGGUAAUAGUGCACAGAGAGCCAUUCACAUGGAUGCACUUGGAGCUAAGUGUAUUAGAGUUCCACAAGUCGAAGGUACGUAUGGCAACGUGACCUUGGCGGACGUAAAGGCGGCCGAGGCCGAAGGCUUACGGCUAGUCGAAGAAACCGGUGCGUAUUACGUAAACCAAUUCAAUAAUAAAAUGAACGCAGAUGCACAUUACUAUACUACUGGACCUGAAAUUUGGACGCAGACCGGUGAACACGUCGAUGCUUUCGUUGCUACAGUUGGCACUGCUGGUACUUUUGUUGGUACAUCAAAAUAUUUGAAAGAAAAAGAUCCCAACAUCAAGUGUUUUGUCGUUGAACCAAGUGGUUCUGAGCCGAUUAAGGGAUGUCCGAUUACGAAACCCUUACAUUUAUUACAAGGAUCUGGAUAUGGUUGCGUACCGAAUCUUUUUAAUUAUGACACUAUGGAUGGCACUCUUAGUGUAACUGAUGAGGAGUCCCAAUAUUAUAAAAAAUUAAUUGGGGAGAAGGAAGGGUUAUAUGUUGGGUAUACUAGUGGGGCAAAUGUUGCUGCUGCGGUCAAGCUGCUACAAUCUGGUAAAAUACCUAAAGAUUCUUGGGUCGUGACCUUGCUUAACGAUAGCGGCUUAAAGUACACUCCGGUGCCGGAGGAAUUGGCG
Molecule: messenger RNA, 975 nt
Organism: Brenthis ino (lesser marbled fritillary)
Lineage: Eukaryota; Metazoa; Arthropoda; Insecta; Lepidoptera; Nymphalidae
Source: the annotation of a GenBank genome assembly